This is a messenger RNA of Tachysurus fulvidraco (yellow catfish), 3475 nucleotides long. RefSeq names its product epsin 1b (gene epn1b). The record is from RefSeq and is a predicted model, not a curated record. Gene Ontology annotation, biological process: endocytosis. NCBI's taxonomy places the organism in Eukaryota, Metazoa, Chordata, Actinopteri, Siluriformes, Bagridae. The transcript is spliced from 9 exons. Gene Ontology annotation, cellular component: clathrin vesicle coat; endosome; plasma membrane. Gene Ontology annotation, molecular function: phospholipid binding; clathrin binding. Bases 184 to 1602 code for a protein of 472 amino acids.
AGAGAGAGAGAGAGAGAGAGAGAGAGAGAGAGAGAGACUAGCUCUGUUUCUCAGGUGGACUCUAACGGAAGCGGAAGUCAGCCCUGGCUUCUGGGAGUCUCAGCUUCCAAUCGUCUCCUCCAUCCAUCUCUCCAUCCAUCCACCCACUUUCCCAAAGGCAUUGUAGGUAACACACCAGGUACCAUGACCCAGUCAAUGAUACGUAGAACCCUUAAAAAUCUUGUCCAGAAUUUCUCUGAGGCCGAGGUCAAGGUGAGAGAGGCGACCUCUAAUGACCCAUGGGGUCCAUCCAGCUCUCAGAUGGCAGACAUCUCAGACCUGACCUACAACGUGGUGGCAUGCAACGAAAUUCUGGGAAUGUUGUGGAAGCGUCUGAACGAUGACAAAAACUGGAGGCAUGUUUACAAGUCUUUAACACUACUAGAGUAUCUGCUGAAAACCGGUUCUGACCGCAUUCCCAAGCAGAGUCAGGAGAACAUUCACCUCAUUAAACCUCUGGUCGAGUAUCGCUUCACGGACAAGGACGGGAAAGACCAGGGUGUGAACGUCAGGGAGAAAGCCAAGAUAGUGAUGUUACUCAUCCAAGACGAAGAGAAACGUAAAGAAGAGAGAGAGUUUGCCAUGAAGACUAAGACCAAACUGGCAACUGCCUCUUCAGAAGCCAGUGAGAAGCCAAAGACAGAGAUUCCCCCGUAUACCGGUCUGCCAUCAUUGGACAACAUCCCCUCUGUGGCAGAUCUGACAGCCAGCUUGGCAAAGAAGAAGGAAGAGAGGAGGAUACUCGAGGAAAAAAAGAAAGAAGAAGAGAGGCGUGCGAAGGAAGGUGACACCGAGCCUGACUUGUGGGAACAAGCAGCAACAGCAGCACCUCCAUCCAGCUCAGAUCCCUGGGGAGCUCCCGCUGAUGCUCCGAAAGCAAACGACCCUUGGAGAUCACCAACAAAUGACUCCCCAGAUUCAAAUACAGGUUCCAGCGAUCCUUGGGGCGAGUCAGGGGACAAAGUGAAAGAUGCUGACAUUCCUUCCAGCGAUCCAUGGGGUGCUUUGCCAGAUGAGAAGACAUCACCUCCUGCCCAAAACUGUCCUUGGGGUGAUUCAGAGGCGCCUACAGAAGACAAAGGUUUGGCUAUUGAUGACCCCUGGGGUACUUCAAAUGACUCUGUAGCAAACUCACAGCCAGCCAAGAUAGAUCCUUGGGGUGCUCCAGUGGAUUCUGUUGAAGAGUCGGCUCCUGCUGCAUCAGACCCCUGGGAGACCACUUCAGAGCUGCCGCUGGGCAAGUCGGAUCCAUGGGGUGGAGAUAACGGAGCUUCAGCGGCGUCAACCAGUGAUCCGUUUAGUGAAGGGCCCAAAGCUGAUAAGGACCCAUGGGGCACAGCAGUCUCUUCAACACUUCCAUCUAAUGACCCUUGGGGGGCUCCAGGGACUCCCACUGACGCUGCAGUAAACUCGGACCCCUUCGGUGACGGAGGACACGUUGAUGCCUGGGGAGCUGCUGCAGGGAGUGACAUUUCCUCGUCCAUGUCCACCGAAAGCUCCAAAAAGCCGGCGAGUUUCCUGGGGGACGGAGCGUCGCUGGUGGAUCUCGACUCUCUCAUGUAGAGAGGGACUUCACUUCCCUGAGGCUCUACUCCGGGGCAUUCAGAUUAGAUCAUGUUUUGUGGCUAGAUGUUAUCACUGUUUAGCUGUUAUUUAUCCUCUCCCCCUGUUCAUCAGCACUUCCUUCAUCCUUCAUUUCUACCCUUUCUGUUUGUUUCGUUUCGUGUAUUGUUUACCUGCACAUUCUCUUUGUUUUGUACUAAACCAGUGUUCCAGAAUUGCAGCACAUCACAUGACAAUAUUGUGAUGGUUUGAAUUUCUCCUGCAUGCCUAAACCCACCUGUAGCACCUCCAGCUUCGAAAACCACCUCAUUUUGUUUGCUUCGUGAUGUAAAGAGUGGUACAGCUCAGCACUGUAGGACAUCUUAACGAGGAAGGGCAGUUUACCACCCAGAAAGUUCUUUAGGAUCGGCGGUUAGAUUCGGACACCAGAACAAGUGAAAACUUCUAUUUCGGAGAUUCAUUUGUUUGUUUUUUAUCCAUACACCUCCACCUUCCACACAUGUUCUUGCUAAAUGCCGGCUCAGAGCCAUACGUAUAUGUGACAAUAUUUAAAAUCCAUACGCACUACAAUGCUUUCUGUGUAGCCUUUUCAUGGAGACUCGGUUUAUCGUUGUUUGGUCUUUUUUCAUCUACUGUUCUGUUCUGCCGUUAAUGACAUAUCUAACCAGAUAUAAAUAUUGGGGGCAAUAUUUGGGACACACACACACCUAAAGCUUUCCUGACUCACUUUCACAAUGUGCAGGUAGACACUGUUUACUACCUGCUUCAGAGCCACAAAUUAAAUCAGAACAGUGGAUUUCUGUCAUUUCCGUUUAGUGGAGGUUAGUGUAGAGAAUUAGUAGGAAAUGCAUCGCUGUGUGGUUUAUACAUGUUUUCGUAUCUUCUCUCACCUGAAAAUCCUCAACACGUCCAAUGUAAAACUGGGGCGGUGAUGUUCAGGGUCAGCUCAGUGUUCUUCGACCUUUGUGCGAUGUCCUAGAUCCAAAUCCUUGAGAUGAACAAGUAUGUUACAGCGCAACAUGACACAAAAUUUCACUGUUUCUACACUACAUAAAGGAACAAACAGGAAGAGAAAUAAAGCAGCUGGAACAGUUAAAAAAAAAAAAAAACCUUUUUCUUUCAGUUGCAUAUUUAUAUUGAUAUAUAUAUAUACUCUUUAAAAACUCUGUUUUAUAUAUCCACCCUAUUAAAAUGCACCGCUCAACUGGUGUUGCUAAAGAAAGUCUCAAAACCUGAUGUUGGCUGCAGAUCCUCAGGCUGGAAGCUUCGGUGCUUUAUAUAUCAUUAUACUUUAUCAUUAGAGCUGCAGAGUAACACUGAUUAAAAAUAUAUAUAAUCUGUGCAGUAAUCCGUGUCUCUUAGAGGAAAAAAAAUAUAGACUCGUGGCUCAGGCUGCUUCAUGAGACCAGAUUUGUCUUCAGUUUAUUUCUUUAGCAGAUGAAGGAGAGUUGAGGUCAGCGAUGGCUUCAGCUCUUAAUGGGCCUGUUUCUGUUGCACAAGAUGCCUCCUGUCCUAUGUAGGUUCCUCUAGCCAGAGUGCAGUGUACAGCAGGCUGUAUGGAGGUAUAGAGUUAAAUACAAUCUCAUAAAGUCAGCAUCUUUACACCAGACAAAUAUUUAAUGUUGUACUCGAAUGGAAAAACCAUCUGUAUGUUGUCUUUGAGACCAUCUAUCUAUCUACAUUCAUUUAUUUAUUUAUUUAUUUAUUUAUUUAUUUAGAAUAAGGCAUCAUUUCAUUUCACUCUUAUAAAACGAGUGCUCUGCUGUAAAUAGAAGUGGUAUUUUGGACAGUAAAUGAAUAUAUUUAUUCUAUUCUGAUUGUUGUUUCUCGUGAACGUGUACACUGGAAGAAUAAAAUAAACGAAAGUUGUGAA